GGAGUCAACCUCUGGUCGAUCAUCAAGAGGAAUCAACUCCGAGGCUGAUCUCGUCACGAGGUAUUGAUAGAAGAAAACCUCGUGUCUUGUGUUCACAAAGACUGAUAUAAAAAAAACAAAGUUGACAUUACGGUAACCUCAGGUAAUCGGCGGCGAAUAAAUUGCUUCUCAACUGAGGAAUACCGCUUUUCUAUGAUCCACGCAAUGUCUCUGUCUGCCAAACUGAGCGCUACCAUCAGGCGCUGCACAUCUCUGGACAGUGUUUGGUUGACCGCAAACAGAUAUGCGUCAAGUUACACCGCCAAUGACAUCGAGAAGUCGGUGUUCAUAUCGCAGUCCACGAAUAUAUUUGUUAAUCUGGCUCUGGAGCACUGGCUGUAUCGCAACUUUGACUUCUCCAAGCACCACGUGUUGCUUCUCUGGAAAAAUGAUCCCUGUGUAGUAUUCGGUCGUCAUCAGAACCCGUGGCUAGAGUGUAACAUUCAGACAGCUGAGAAGAGAGGCAUUGCCUUGGCGCGCCGAAACAGUGGUGGCGGUACUGUCUAUCAUGAUAAAGGUAAUCUUAAUCUGACGUUUUUCACUCCAAAAGAGAGAUACAACCGGAAAUACAAUCUAAACAUCAUCACAAACGCCUUGUUUCGACAAUGGGGGUUGGAGAGUACGAUCAACGAACGUGAAGACAUUGUAGUCAAUGGAGACUGCAAAAUAUCCGGAACAGCUGCAAAAUUGGGGCGACCAAAUGCGUAUCAUCAUUGUACACUUUUGGUUAACGUAAACAAAAUCAAUCUGAGUUUAGCUCUUGAAAGAAAAGAGAAUGACAUCAUUACGAAUGCGACAGCGUCUGUACGUUCUCCAAUAAAAAACUUGUAUGACGUAAACAGAGAUAUCCAAGUGGAUAAACUUUUAUCAGCUAUUGGCUGGGAAUAUCUGCGAACGAAAGCUCUCGUUCUUGAAGACGGAAAUUACGGCCUGGUUGAACAACAAAAAGGAUUUAAAUUUAUUAAUCCAACUGAAGAUUGGUUCCCUGGAAUUGACGAGUUCUCCAACGAAUUUCGUUCUUGGGAUUGGAAUUUCGGCAAGACGCCGAAGUUCACCGUUUCUCGUACAGUCGAUGUCUCUACUCAUGACGGUAAGACGCAUCGUUUGAACUUGAGUUUGGAAGUGCAGAACGGCAUCGUGGAGGAAAUCAAAAUGAGUCUACCUGUCGGAUUAACUAACUUUGGCCAGGAUGCAUGUGUGAUCAGUAAUCUUCGUGGUACGAAAUACAAUCACGAAGUAAUGGAAAAUAUAAUUGCCACAAUUGGUGGCAAAACUGUGAUAAAUACACAAACCGUAGAUGAAAACAAUGUGAGAUGUGAUGAAGCUACGCUACAAUAACCAAACAUGUCGUCAAUAUAGUCUGAUAAAUUUUGUUGACAACUUUACAAAGUUUGAAAGAUGUUGAUAAAAUUAUAUAUAUAUAUAUAUAUAUAUGUGUGUUUUUUUUCUGUUAUAUAAAUAUUAGAUCAAAGACAAUCUUCAUGGUAAAAGUAAUUCAUUUUUAUGUAUAUAUUGCGAAAUGCGUUUUGUAUCGAAUACUCGGUAAUAAAAAAUAACAGUUUGAUCGAGAGUUUGGUGUCGACACAAAAUGUAUUCUGCAACAAUAUAUAAAUUAUAUUAAAAAACUUGUAAUAUGCAUAAAAUGAUGACGCCAUUAAAAAUCUAAGCAAAAUUAUAUCACGUACAUAAUAUCAUGUGUUCAAACAUAAAAGUGUAUAUAAAUAAAAUAUUAGUAUAUAUAUAAAUAAAACUAUUCUUUACUCAAACUUCAUUUAUUAAACUCAAACAAAUAAUUUAAACGUAAUUGUAAAUUUUUGACAAAAAAAUUAAAUUUACUCACGGACUCGUGCUUCGUAAGUAUGUAUGUAUGUAAAAAGCAUUCUUUCAAGAAUAAUAAAUGCGAAAAGAUGUCAUAAUA
Molecule: messenger RNA, 1957 nt
Organism: Pseudomyrmex gracilis
Lineage: Eukaryota; Metazoa; Arthropoda; Insecta; Hymenoptera; Formicidae
Gene: Lipt1
Product: lipoyltransferase 1, mitochondrial
Exons: 4
Coding region: 193-1377 (394 amino acids)
Biological process (GO): protein lipoylation
Cellular component (GO): mitochondrion; cytoplasm
Molecular function (GO): lipoyltransferase activity
Source: RefSeq, a predicted model, not a curated record